This is a messenger RNA of Hibiscus syriacus, 1581 nucleotides long. RefSeq names its product probable flavin-containing monooxygenase 1. Gene Ontology annotation, molecular function: N,N-dimethylaniline monooxygenase activity; NADP binding; flavin adenine dinucleotide binding. The transcript is spliced from 4 exons. Bases 1 to 1581 code for a protein of 526 amino acids. NCBI's taxonomy places the organism in Eukaryota, Viridiplantae, Streptophyta, Magnoliopsida, Malvales, Malvaceae. The record is from RefSeq and is a predicted model, not a curated record.
AUGGCUUGUGAGCGAAUUGGCUACCGUAAACCAUCGAGAGUUGGGAUCAUUGGGGCUGGUAUCAGCGGCAUAGCUGCUGCUAAGCAGCUCUCCCAUCACAAUCCCAUUGUUCUCGAGGCAACCGAUUCGAUAGGUGGCGUUUGGAAACAUUGUUCAUUUGCUUCCACUAAGCUCCAAACCCCUCGAUGCGAUUUCGAGUUCUCGGAUUAUCCCUGGCCGGAAAGGGAUAAUUCCAGUUUCCCUACUCACCUUGAGAUCCUAGAGUACUUGCACGGUUACGCUACGCACUUUGAUGUGCUGAAGCACGUGAGGUUCAAUUCAAGGGUCAUCGAGAUUCGUUACGUUAGCACCGGACAAACGAUGAAUAUCGAUGCGAUGGCGGCUGGUCCUGGAGAGUUCGGACCUCUUCUGAGUGGCCAUCCUGUAUGGGAAGUCGCUGUGGAGACACAUCCAUCGAAGACUGUUGAGUGGUAUGAGUUCGAAUUACUGGUGGUAUGCAUAGGCAAAUACGGCGACGUACCGAGAAUGCCGGUUUUCCCUCCGAAUAAAGGCCAAGAAAUUUACAGUGGCAAAGUGAUGCACACCAUCGAGUAUUCUAAGCUGGAUGAAGAAGCCGCCCGAGAGUUGUUAAAAGGCAAGAGAGUCGCUGUUGUUGGCUACAAGAAAUCCGCCAUUGAUUUAGCUACUGAAUGUGCGGAGGCAAACCAAGGAGCAGAUGGUCAGCCUUGUACAAUGGUGAUAAGGACAUUACAUUGGACGGUCCCAGCUUACUGGAUUUGGGGUCUGCCCUUUUCGCUGUUUUAUUCAACAAGAUCUUCUCAGUUUCUCCAUCAAAGGCCAAACCAAGGGCUGCUAAGGAAUUUGCUCUGUCCUCUUUUGUCUCCCCUGAGAAAAGCAGUGUCCAAGUUCAUAGAGUCGUAUUUAGUAUGGAAGCUACCAUUGGAGAAAUAUGGACUAAAACCAGAACAUCCAUUUGAAGAAGAUUAUGCAUCUUGCCAAAUGGCCAUCCUUCCCGAAAAUUUCUUCUCUGAGGCAGACAAGGGAAAGAUCGUGUUCAAGAAAACACCCAAGUGGUGGUUUUGGAACAAAGGACUUGAAAUCGAAGAUGACACCAAGAUCGAAGCCGACGUCGUGCUACUCGCCACUGGUUUUGACGGUAAAAAGAAGAUUCACGAUUUACUGCCGCACCCUUUCUCGAGUCUCAUAUCGGACUCGUCGGGAAUCAUGCCGUUAUAUAGGGGAACCAUCCAUCCUUUGAUACCGAACAUGGCGUUCGUGGGGUACAUCGAGAGCGUCGCAAACCUUCACACGGCUGAGCUGAGGUGCAAAUGGCUGGCGAGGCUCGUCGAUGGGAUGUUCAAGCUCCCGAGCAUCGGGAAAAUGCUUGAACAAACGGGGGAAGAAAUGGAGAUCAUGAAGAAAACAACUCGAUUCUACAAGAGGCAUUGCAUUUCGACAUUUAGUAUUUAUCACAGUGAUGAGAUUUGUGAAGAGAUGGGGUGGAAAUCUUGGAGGAAGAACAAUUGGUUGUUGGAAGCUUUUGCUCCUUACAACAGUCAAGAUUAUGGAGAAGAUAAAUAA